UGAUUUUUAGAAUAUUUCAGGUUUAUUUUUCUUCCUUGAUACUUUUAUCUGAAUUGGGAUGUCCUUUGGUGCCCUGUGUGCAGUAAUCAGUGUCAGCAAAGCUAAUUAAAUUAACAUUUUAAAGUAGAUAAGUGCAUUUUGUCAAUAGAGGAGAGAAAUAGAUUAAACACAACAAUUAAGCUGGUUAUAUUUAAUAAAUGUAAAAUGAUCACAGUGAAAAGCUCCACUGCAGCACGUGCAGUCAGGACACUUCCAGCUCUUGAUUUGUGUGUGUUUUUUUUUUUUUGAUAGAUUAAGUGAAGUUGAAAGUCCUGCUGUCUCUGGUGAGCUCUCUGUGGGGCUUCCUGUGUUACAGCUGUGGUAACCUUGACAACAGUUAGACCACUGGCAGUCAGGACUCCUCGCAGCAUGCAGUCAUCAGGCUGUUUUGGGUUUUUAUUUUUUUUGGUCUUGGAAAGAGUGGAAGUUUGCAAGAUGAAGAAACAGAUUUUGAGUCAAGUCGUGUCUACCUUUUAGGUUUUCAGGCGUUAAUUAAACGUCAAUUAGACCAAGAAACAUUUUCCCACAAGGAGAAAUAAUUGUGUUAUUUUCCCCCUGCAGCCUGGCUUCAUAUUUAGAGUAAAGGUUGUGCGUGAACAGCGAGGCAGCUGUGCGAGAAAGCAGGAGAAGUUUCUGCCUCAAUCCUCCGGACUUCCAAAAGGAAAUGGGCAGGCGACAGGCGCGGGAGUGCAGCCGCCUAUUAGCGGCGCAUGGCGUUGCCGCACGGUGUUUUGUUUUUUUUGCACGCUACUAGUUGAAGUGGUAACUAGGAGAGCAUGACUAACUAGUUGUGGGUGAAAUUAUGGGAUGCAUCGUCAUGGCAACAGACCAGACGUCACAAUCUGGGCAUGUGUGUUCCAUUUUUGUCUUUCUUAUUUUUCAGACUGGAAGACCUGGAUAGAGAUCAGUGGGGGAAAAUGUAAAUGUUUAUUUAUUUUUUUUUUUUUUUCACUCCUGGAGAGAAAACCCCAGAUUCACUGCAAAAAAAAUAAAUAAUUUUUUUUUUUAAAAUUUUUUUUUUUAAACUGAGCGACGAAUACAUUUCUUUUUGCGUGAAGAAAGAGACUGGGCUGCGGCGUUUGGAGGGUUAACUUUCAGUAUUCUCAGCCUAAAAGGGGUUUGGGGGCUAUGAGAUAAAGAUGCCGGGGUCGCUGAGCAAUGAAGACGAGGGACAAGACGACAUGGAUUUUGAAGACGAUAUGCCAGAUGAGGAUGACGAAGGUGAGCGCAACACUGUUCCCCUCACACCCCUCGACAGCUUCUUCUCUGACGACUCUCUCAAACAACAAAAGAAGAAGAAGCCCAAAAAGAUGAAAGAGGGGAAAAUGCCCAAAGUUAAGAAGAGGAAAAAGGAGGGAGGAAUCCAGGCAAGAGUUGACAGCGACCUGGAGGAGACCUCAGAGGUGGAGGAGGAACGGGAACGUCCAGAAAUAGGCUCUGAGAGUGAGAGCAGCACGUACGGCCCAACCAAAAAGAAGAAGAAGAAACCGAAGGAGAAGAAAGAGAAGAAGCCCAGGAAGAAGAAGAGAGAUGAGGAAGAUGAGGAAGAUGACGAUGAUGACGGGAACAUGAAAGAACCCAAGUCAUCCAGCCAGUUGAUGCAAGAGUGGGGUCUCGAAGAUGUUCAGUAUGGCUUCACCGAGGACGACUAUAAAACCAUCACUAACUACAAGGCUUUCAGCCAGUUCCUCAGGCCUCUCAUUGCCAAGAAGAACCCGAAGAUUCCCAUGUCAAAGAUGAUGACAGUGUUAGGGGCCAAGUGGCGAGAGUUCAGUGCCAACAACCCGUUCAAAGGCGCAUCUGCCACCGCUGUGGCCGCCGCUGUGGCUGCCGCUGUGGAAACGGUUACCGUGGCACAGCCAACGUCUGUCAGCGGCAGCCAACCGAGCUCUCAGCUGGGGCCAAUCAAAAAAGCCAAAACCAAAGAGGGAAAGGGACCAGGAGUUAGAAAGAGAAGCAAGACUGUGAAGGAGGUGAAGAAGAAACCCAAGCCGAAGAAGACCAAAUCAAAGUCGGGCCAAAGUGGGAAGAAGAAGAAAGCAUCCUCUAGUGAGGAGGACUUCCUGGAGGAGUCAGACUUUGAUGACAUCAGCAUCCACAGUGCCUCUGUGCUUUCUGAUACCUCGGGGGCUGCCACCAAGAAAAAGGCCCGACGUGGGCGGAAAAAAAGGAAAAAGGAAGAUGGUGAUGGUUAUGAGACAGACCACCAGGACUACUGUGAGGUUUGCCAGCAGGGUGGAGAGAUCAUCCUGUGUGACACCUGUCCCAGAGCAUACCACCUGGUCUGUCUGGACCCUGAACUGGAGAAGGCCCCCGAGGGCAAAUGGAGCUGUCCACACUGUGAGAAAGAGGGUAUCCAGUGGGAGGCCAAAGAUGAGGAGGAGGAUGAGGAAGAGGCCCCAGGAGAGGAAGAGGAUGACCACAUGGAGUUUUGCAGAGUGUGUAAAGAUGGAGGAGAGCUGCUGUGUUGUGACACCUGUCCAUCUUCGUAUCACAUCCACUGCCUCAACCCGCCUCUCCCAGAGAUACCCAACGGGGAGUGGUUGUGUCCACGCUGCAUGUGCCCUCCCCUCAAAGGUAAGGUCCAAAAGAUUCUGCACUGGACAUGGGGAGAACCCCCGUUACCAGCAGAACUGCCUGUAGGCCCUGAUGGCAAACCCACUGAUCCACUGACCAAGCCUCCACUCAAGGGCCACCCAGAGAGGGAGUUCUUCGUAAAGUGGGCUGGCCUUUCGUACUGGCACUGCUCCUGGGUCAGCGAGCUGCAGUUGGAGCUGUAUCAUACGGUCAUGUAUCGGAACUACCAACGUAAGAACGACAUGGACGAACCUCCACCAUAUGACUAUGGCUCCGGAGAGGAGGAGAUCAACAGUGAGAAGAGGAAGAGCAAAGACCCCCAGUAUGCUGUGAUGGAGGAGCGCUUCUACCGCUAUGGCAUUAAACCAGAGUGGAUGGUUAUCCACCGGAUAGUCAACCACAGUUAUGAUAAGGAUGGCGAUGUGCAUUACCUGAUCAAGUGGAGAGACCUGCCCUAUGACCAGUGUACCUGGGAGGUGGAUGAUUUUGACAUCCCAGAAUAUGACAGUCAUAAACCUUCGUACUGGGACCACAGGGAGCAAAUACUAGGGGAGGACCAACGCCCUCUGGUGGUGAGGAAAGGAAAGAAGCUCAAAGAGGACCAUCCAAAGAGGGAGGUCCCUCCUGAUGCUCCCAUCAUAGAUCCAACCAUCAAGUUUGAGCACCAGCCGUGGUACAUUAACGCCACUGGGGGAACACUGCACCCAUACCAGCUGGAAGGCCUGAACUGGUUGAGGUUCUCCUGGGCACAGGGCACAGACACCAUCCUAGCUGAUGAGAUGGGCCUCGGAAAGACGGUGCAGACAAUAGUGUUUCUCUACUCACUCUAUAAGGAGGGUCACUCUAAGGGGCCCUUCUUGGUGAGUGCGCCCCUCUCCACUAUCAUCAAUUGGGAGAGGGAAUUUGAGAUGUGGGCUCCAGAUUUCUACGUGGUGACAUACACUGGAGACAAAGACAGCCGGGCAAUCAUCAGGGAGAACGAGUUCACCUUUGAAGACAGUGCAGUAAAAUCAGGACGCAAGGUGUUUCGUAUGAAGAAAGACACUCCUAUCAAGUUCCACGUGCUGCUGACAUCCUAUGAGCUGAUCACUAUAGAUCAAGCUAUUCUGGGCUCCAUCACAUGGGCCUGCCUGGUGGUAGACGAGGCCCACAGACUGAAGAACAACCAAUCAAAGUUUUUCAGAAUUCUCAACGGGUAUAAGAUUUACUACAAACUGCUGCUCACUGGGACUCCUCUUCAGAACAACCUGGAAGAGCUGUUCCACCUGCUUAACUUCCUCACCCCAGAGCGCUUCAAUAACCUGGAAGGCUUCCUGGAGGAGUUUGCUGAUAUCUCUAAGGAGGACCAGAUCAAGAAGCUCCACGACCUGCUUGGCCCUCAUAUGCUCAGAAGGCUGAAAGCUGAUGUCUUCAAGAACAUGCCUGCAAAGACAGAGUUGAUUGUCAGAGUGGAGCUCAGCCCCAUGCAGAAGAAAUAUUACAAGUUUAUUUUGACGCGAAAUUUUGAGGCUCUGAACUCCAAAGGUGGAGGGAACCAAGUGUCCCUGCUCAACAUUAUGAUGGACCUGAAGAAGUGCUGCAACCAUCCCUACCUGUUCCCUGUGGCUGCUGUGGAAGCUCCUGUAUUACCCAAUGGUUCAUAUGAUGGCAACCUACUAGUGAAGUCCUCAGGAAAACUGACGCUGCUUCAGAAAAUGCUGAAAAAACUCAAAGAUGAAGGACACAGAGUUCUCAUUUUCUCUCAGAUGACAAAGAUGUUGGAUCUGCUUGAGGAUUUUCUGGAAUUCGAGGGUUAUAAAUAUGAACGCAUUGAUGGAGGGAUUACUGGAGGCCUGAGGCAGGAGGCCAUUGACCGCUUCAAUGCACCGGGCGCUCAGCAGUUCUGCUUCUUGCUUUCAACACGAGCUGGAGGUCUUGGCAUCAACCUUGCGAGUGCAGACACUGUCAUCAUCUACGACUCUGACUGGAAUCCUCACAAUGACAUCCAAGCUUUUAGCAGAGCUCACCGUAUAGGCCAAAAUAAGAAGGUGAUGAUCUAUCGUUUUGUGACGCGGGGCUCAGUGGAGGAGAGAAUCACUCAGGUGGCGAAAAGGAAGAUGAUGCUGACCCACCUGGUGGUGCGGCCCGGCCUGGGCUCCAAAACUGGCUCCAUGUCCAAACAAGAACUGGACGAUAUCCUCAAGUUUGGCACUGAGGAGCUUUUCAAAGAUGAAAUGGAAGCAGCACGAACCAUGGGGGACAACAAAGAUGGUGAGGAGGGCAAUGUGAUUCACUAUGAUGACGAUGCUAUCUCGAAGCUGUUGGACCGCAGCCAGGACGCCACUGAAGACACAGAGAUUCAGAACAUGAACGAGUACCUGAGCUCCUUCAAAGUGGCUCAGUAUGUGGUGAAAGAAGAGGAUGGAGAGGAGGAGGUGGAGCGGGAGAUCAUCAAGCAGGAGGAGAACGUGGAUCCAGACUACUGGGAAAAACUCCUUCGCCACCACUAUGAGCAGCAGCAGGAGGAUCUGGCCCGCAACCUCGGCAAAGGCAAACGCAUCCGAAAGCAGGUCAACUACAACGAUACGACCCAGGAGGACCAAGAGUGGCAGGAUGAUCUUUCAGACAAUCAGUCGGAGUACUCUGUGGGGUCCGAGGACGAGGAUGAAGAUUUCGAGGAGAGGCCUGAAGGUGGACGCAGACAGUCUCGUCGGCAGCUGAAGAAUGAGAAAGACAAACCUCUGCCACCCUUACUGGCACGAGUUGGGGGCAGUAUUGAGGUCCUGGGGUUCAACGCUCGCCAGAGGAAAGCCUUCCUCAAUGCAAUCAUGCGCUGGGGCAUGCCUCCUCAGGAUGCUUUCAAUUCCCAUUGGCUGGUUAGAGACUUGAGAGGGAAGAGUGAGCGUGAGUUCAGGGCCUAUGUGUCUCUGUUCAUGAGACAUCUAUGUGAGCCUGGGGCAGAUGGAGCAGAGACCUUUGCUGACGGAGUCCCACGUGAGGGACUGUCUCGUCAGCAUGUUCUUACCAGGAUCGGAGUCAUGUCCCUUGUCAGGAAAAAGGUGCAAGAGUUUGAGCAUGUAAAUGGAAAGCUGAGUUCUCCAGAUCUGAUUCCCAUCGGCAUGGAGCUGAAGAAACUGACUGAGAGUUUAUCUUCUGAUCCCAACACCCCUGUGCCAGCCAGCCCUGUCGCUACACAGCCUGGCACUCCCGUCCCACCAGAGAAGACUGAGUCUCUCUUGGGUACCGCUGAAGACAAGGAGACCACAGAGCAAGAUAGCAAGAAACUGUCAGAGCAGGAAACUUCCAGUGCAGAGCCAUCAUCUGUACCUGAGAAGGCAGCUGACAGUGAAGAGAGCAAGGCCAGCUCAGAGGAGAAAACAGGAGAUGAGAGGGACAGAACCGAGUCACCCUCCACAAAGACAGAGCCAUCUGCCAACCCAAAAGAGUUCGCUUUGAAACAGACAGAGCUGUCAUCAAGUCAAACCUCACCUAAAAUGAACGCUUGCAAAGAAACAGAGAAGUCCUCAGAAAAAGGAGAUUCUGAUUUUCCUCUGGCAAAAACUGAAGACAAGGAAAAUAAGCCAGCUGUUACAGACGAUGUGAAGAGUGAAGAUGCAUUAGAGGGCCGAUUGAAUGGAGACAAAGACACUUUGGAUGAGAUGGAAGAGUGCAGGAAGGAGGACAAAAAUGGAUUCAAAGCCAAAUUCAUGUUUAAUAUUGCUGAUGGAGGUUUUACAGAGUUGCACACCCUCUGGCAAACUGAAGAGCGAGCGGCGCUGUCUUCUGGAAAGAUGCAUGACAUCUGGCACCGUCGCCAUGACUACUGGCUGUUGGCUGGCAUUGUAACACAUGGCUAUGCUCGCUGGCAAGACAUUCAGAAUGACCCACGUUAUGCUAUUCUGAAUGAGCCCUUCAAGACUGAGAUACAUAAAGGCAACUACCUAGAGAUGAAGAACAAGUUCCUGGCUCGCCGCUUUAAGUUGUUGGAGCAGGCUCUAGUGAUUGAGGAGCAGUUGAGGCGGGCAGCUUACCUGAAUAUGACCCAGGACCCCAGUCACCCGGCCAUGGCUCUCAACACUCGCUUCACUGAGGUGGAAUGUCUGGCAGAGUCCCACCAACACCUGUCCAAAGAGUCUCUGGCUGGGAACAAGCCCGCCAAUGCCGUGCUGCACAAAGUGCUGAACCAGCUGGAGGAACUUCUGAGUGACAUGAAAGCAGAUGUGACACGACUGCCCAACAUGCUUUCCAGGAUCCCGCCAGUGUCGGCCCGUCUGCAGAUGUCUGAGAGGAGCAUCCUGAGCCGCCUCACCAGCCGAGGGAGCGAGCCUCCACCACAGCAGCCUUUUAGCCAGGGGGGGUUUGGCUGCUCCCAGAUGUACAGCAGCAGCUUUGGUGGAGGAUUCAGAGGAGCAGGUGGACAACCAAUGGUCAACUACAGCCAGAUGCCUCUGGGACCCUAUGUCAGUGUGUCCUCUAAUGGCCCCCCACCCCCUACAAGCCAUCUGGACAAGAAGUCACUUGACUCCUUUAGAGAUGCGGCUACGCCUGACCUCAAGUCAGGCAAACCUAGUGAUGUCAUCUGUAUUGAGGACUAGACCAACUCUGUAACACUGACCUGAGGUCAGAAACUCCCAGGGAUGGAAUCUGUAUGGAUGACAGCUGCCCAUCUUUUCGCCACAUUCUCCUUUUUCUCCUGCUCCUUCCUGACUUAAAAUCUACAAAAUCAAGCUCUCUGUCUACAGAUAAGGCGAUUAACAUUUUGAUUAAUGCAGCUGUAUCUAUCUUAACAAUUGCACUUUUAUCUUUCAAGGAUCCUAUAAAAGUAUUUCAGUAGAUCUUUGCUUUUGUUAACGUGUGCUUGAGAGCUGAGGAUUAGGAGGGAAAAUGAAGCAGCUUUUCUGAAAGAGGAUUUCUUUUUUUUUUUCAGCCCUGCACUACAAGGCAAAACUCAAGCAAGCUGGCAUGACUGAGUUUCUGAUGCUCUUGAUUGGGGCUCAUUCUAAUCUUGGAAUGUGUGUUUGUUUGUGCCAGCCUCGACUUUUUUAUUCUGCUUACCCCGUGUUGCUUUUAUCCAUCUGCCUAUUCACUGUACACUGUGACUGUGCCACACUGGAGCUUGUUCCCUGCGAAGAGGUGUGGAAUUAACGACGUCUUCAGUCAUAGUUUGAUAGGAGAUUGUUUUUCUGAGGGCCAAUAUUGUUUAAAUGAACAUGUGUUUUGUCAUUCAUGUAGUAACCAGUGAAUAAAUUGUUGAUUUGAAAGCAUCAAAAACUAUUAUCAUGUAUGCAGUAGCUGGACACAGUCUUUCUGAAUCCUCUAAAGACUGCCACCCGCUGGUAAUUUGGAGAAAGUAAUGUCUGCCAAACCUGCAGAUACACUUUACUGCAGUACCAGUAACCUGUGAGGGUUGGCUUCUUGUACUGUAUAUACUCAGAGACUGCUGUUUAUUUUACCUCACAUAGGUCUAAUCAUAGUGAAAAUAUGUAUACAUACAUGGAUGAAAUCAGAAUCUUGGCUUGGCAUUGUACAUGAAGAUCGAGCAGAGAAGAAAAAGCUGCAGGAGUGGUUUUUAAUGCAUUUCAGAGAAGACGGAGUAUUUCUGUGUAUGGUACAAUAUUUGUGAUUCUUAUUAUAUAUUUGAAUGUUAGUAGUGGCUGUAGAGCUUAACCCUGGGGCCAUGACCACUGGGACGGCACUAUAAACAGGAACUCAUCUGGUCUACAUUUAUGUACAGGGCUUUAAUGUUCAGGCCUAACUGAGAACAGAGUCCUGAGUGGAGAGUGGCUUUUUUCCUCUUAUGUACAUCCCAGGGACUUUCCCAGUUCCCUUUACAUUGUUAGAACUGAAUAAGAACAUAUGUGCUUAUGGCGCAAUGUCACCUAAAGUCUAGUAUUUGUUGCAAAAUGAACUUUUGUUUGCUUCUCUUUCUUUAAGGUAAAAUAAGAUGUAUUUGGUCACUUGGUGCCAUUAAAGAAGAUGAUCCAGUAUGUUUUGUUCUUUGAUGCAGUGUAUUUCCUCCACAGAAGUGAAGACUGUAAUUGGUAGUGUCACAGUCUAAAACUACAUUUAAAGGAAUUUAUCAGUUUCUAAGGACCAAUGUUGCACAACAUUACUCUUUAGAUAAUGUCUUCACUUCCAGUUUCCUCAGUUAUGUUUGGGUUCUUUCAAGAGUGUAUCUUGUUGCCUAUUGCUUUACCUGGGGUGAAGACACGUUAGCAUGGUAUAGCUGCAUCUCUUGUCCAUUCCAGCUACUACUAUUAUGCGCUAAAGUGACUGUCUAUUAAGUAAAAGAAUCUUUUAUAAAUUCAAGCUUACUAUAUUUCCUUUUCUAUGAAGGCAUUGCUCGAAUGUUUGGACUCAAAGUGCAAAUUGUUAUUGACAUAUUUGUCUUUUUUUCUUUUUCCAAAGACCAGUGGCAUUACCUGUUUAUAUUAUUAUUGCCAUUGCCACAGCACUUAUUUGACAUUGUUGGGAUGACGAUUGUGAUUGGACUAAUCUAAACUGAAGAGGUAGUGCUGUACAGAGUUGGUGAGUGUAUUUUCUUACUCUCCUUUUGCCACUUCAAAUGGUUGUCCUGAGGUGCUCUCUUCUGACCCCUUUUCACUUACUUAGAUUCUGUCACUGCAACCCCCUCGCCCAUCAUUUCUCAACCUGCUUUAACUUAGAACUAAAAUUCUGUUUCAAAACAUCAAAUGAACCUUGAAGUGCAUCAUAUCAAUUUUUGCGCUAUUCUUUGUUAGUGUUUAUAAGUGCUGUUUUGUUCAUUGUGUUUUUGUUCAUGCCAUCAAUUACUUGACCAUGACAUGUAUUAGGUUGCUUGACAGAUAGAACCUCAGAAACAUGUAAAUACUUGAAAGAUUUUUCAGAGAUAAGUCCAUCUCAUACAGAUUUAUGUAUCAAACUGAAAAAAAGAUGAAUGUCUGCUGGAUGGUGUUGCCAUAGAACUGCAGUUUGCACCGUAUGUGCUCAUCACUCGACAUCAUGUCCUUUUCCCUCUGGAGUGAUGACCAUGAGAUGACGUCAAAAACACAAUACUCCAAUGAAAUGCAAUCAAACUGAAGUCAGUAUGAAUGUAAUGUCUGUUAGAAAAAAAAGGCUUCAGUCUAAUAUUAUAAAUAUGUUAACAAUGUAUGUACAUGCUUAUUAACAUGGCUUCAAAAGCUACCAAAAGACCCUGAUAAAAGGCACCUUUGUUGCAGUGAAUGCACAGCAUAUGAAGCGUUUGAUAUGACGGUUCACUUUGGGGAGAUGGUAGUGUAUCUAGCAUUUACAGACAUUGAGCUCCAAGCAGUGUUAUGGUUCUGAUAUUUGUGCUGUAUAGCAAUUGAAUGAAAAAGUGAAUUGUCAUCUUUUUAUUUGUAUUCUGUGUAUUUGUUCAAUGUGUUUUAAUAAAUCUUCUGGACAAUAGAAA
Molecule: messenger RNA, 10006 nt
Organism: Siniperca chuatsi (mandarin fish)
Lineage: Eukaryota; Metazoa; Chordata; Actinopteri; Centrarchiformes; Sinipercidae
Gene: chd5
Product: chromodomain helicase DNA binding protein 5
Exons: 40
Coding region: 1179-7190 (2003 amino acids)
Biological process (GO): chromatin remodeling; negative regulation of transcription by RNA polymerase II
Cellular component (GO): chromatin; NuRD complex; nucleus
Molecular function (GO): ATP hydrolysis activity; DNA binding; chromatin binding
Source: RefSeq, a predicted model, not a curated record